CCGGGCCUGUGCCCUCACAGGAAUCCACCGUGACCUCCUGGUUCAUAGGUCCAUGCUCAACCGCUGAGCCAUGCCAGCCGGGCCGUCUCUUUAAUAUUUUAAUGUUAAAAUAAACAAAGAUCCUGCAUUGUCUUGGAGUUUAUGCCAUUUUGUCUUUAUUUAUAAAACACAUUUUUUACAAGAAGGAAAAUGCCUCAGUUGUGUUCGUAAUUUUAAGAGGCGCUGCCACGGUGUCGCGCAGGUGUGGCCAUGGGUGUGAACCGCCACGGCUCUGAAAUCGACCUGCGGGCCUCGGGCGGGAUCCGCGGGCUGCGGCUCCGUCCGUCCGGUUCGGAAGCCACUCCAGUCGCCUGGGUGUGACCUGUGCGGGGCACACACGGUGUCAGGCAUCAACUCUGCGUGAGGGAAUUGGGGGGCUGGAGGGGGGGAGAGACGCAGGGCUGUUGCCCCGGCAACGGGGUGAUAGUGGGGGCGGGCGGCGAAGUUCUGUCUCCACGGAGACUGUCGGGGCUGAACACUAACAAUACUCGAGGUGGGCGCACCCCACGGAUGGCCACGGUCCCCAAAGAGCCCACGAGUAAAGGUUGGCCACGGGGCCCCGACUCCCGAUUCACCACGUGCCCCUGAUUCUGCCUCCCCAACCCUGAGACGCGCCCCACCCGCUAGAGUUUUCGGGCUGCGGAGGAGCAGGGCUGGGCGGGGCGCGGGCUGCGGGCGGGCCCUCACGCGUCCCUCCGCCCCAGGCCGGGGCUCAUGGCGCCCAAAAAGAAGCGCGGGAGCCGGCCGGCAGACAGCGCCGCCGCCGCCGAGGCGCAGCUGUCGGAGCGCGCGCAGUACCUGCUGCGGGAGUUCGGGCUGCUCACCCAGCAGCUGGACGCCUACGAGCAGUGCGUGGACCAGGUGCUGCAGGACAACAUCCUCCUGGACGGCGAGGCGCUGCGCCUGCGCGACGAGAACCGCUUCUACGCCACCUACGUGAGCGCGCACGCGCAGCGCUGCGCCAACGCCACGGUGCGCCUGGAGGAGCAGAACCGCGUGGACCUGGCGCAGAUCCACAGCCAGCGCACCGACCUGGAGGCGCUCUACCACGGGCGCGAGGAGGGCGUGCGCGCGCAGCUGCAGGAGAUGGAGGGCGCGCGGCGGCGCAAAUGGCCUCGCCAGGUGCAGGAGCUGCAGCCCUACAAGUCCAUCAAGGCGGACAACGGGCGGCUGCGGGAGGAGCUGCUGCGGCUGCUGCGCCGGGCCCACCUGCUGCACGAAAUGCGGCGCCAGCUGCUGAUGCAGCGCGAGCAGCUGUGGAGCGAGCACCAGGACACGUGGGACCUGGCGCGCGUGCACAAUUGGCUGCGCCGGGGGCCCGGGGGCCCGGAGCUGUUUCAGCCGCUGUCCUCCCCGCGCCAGGGGUCCAUAGCCUCCGGCACAGACUCCUCCAACUCCCCCCCAGGCUCCUUGUUCGAGCCCUCUCGGAACCCGUCCCGGGUCUCUUCCCUCACUGUCUCCAGGGCCCCGUCAGUUGUCUCACUGCGUGUGGGCUCCACGGUCCCGUCGCUGGUCUCGCUGAAGGCGGGGUCACAGUUGCAUUCCCAGGACUGGUCGAAAAGGGACUCCCAAGUCCCCUCCUUGGCCCCGUCCCGCCUGGGCUCCUUGGCCUCGUCCCGCCUGGGCUCCCUGGCCCUGUCCAGCCCCGGCUCGCGGGUCUCAUCCUUGACCCAGUCCCUCCAUAGCUCCAGGAUCCCUUCGCGGUCCUCGUACCGCAAGGCCUCGCAGAGCACCACUGCCUCUGCUGAUUCUGUCCCGGGGCCGGGCCAGCCGAAGGAGACCGACGACACUGACAGGGCAGACUGAACCCGCCCGGAAGGAGUCCAGGGUGGAGGAGACGGAGCGCAGGAAGCUAGCUGUUGGACUCCUCCCCCAUUUCAUUCGCCUCUUCUUUUUCAGUGGUUAUCUGAGAGAUGUCAACAUGCACAUUUAAGCUCAUGAUUCAUGAAGAGCCCCCAACCCUCCACACACUUUCUGUCUCCAUCCCACCUUCCAGGCUUAAGAAUCCAACACUCACAUCACCCUCAGAUCGGCCACUGUUCCUCUUUGUGGAAAGUCAUCCCCCUGGGUACUGACAUUUGGGACAUAUUUGUAUACCCUGGAAAUGGAUACAACAUCAAACACUGAGUCAAGCUCUGGAAGGUCAUUGGCAACACGCAUCCUCCGAGGAAUGCAACACCAUCGCCGGAAAUGAAGGGAUCCGGACCAGAAGCCCCGUUGUCCGACGUAGUAAUCCACCGACAUACGAUCGUACCAGCCACGAUAAAUAAAAGGUUUUAAUAAAAUGUUA
Myotis lucifugus (little brown bat) is the source of this 2329-nucleotide messenger RNA. It is a transcript of the gene CCDC166, whose product is annotated as coiled-coil domain containing 166. The transcript is spliced from 4 exons. Lineage: Eukaryota; Metazoa; Chordata; Mammalia; Chiroptera; Vespertilionidae. The coding region runs from base 754 to 1845 and encodes 363 amino acids. The record is from RefSeq and is a predicted model, not a curated record.